CUCGAGUCGUGUUUUUGUUGCGGAGUCGUCGUCGCGGAGGAUCAGCAGCGUUGUCGUCGUCACUCGUCUGCAGUCGCCGUGUGGUGUGUGGCAGAACGUAAUUUUGGGGAAAAAAAAUUAUUAACAUUCACACGCGCGUCACCCGCACUAGACUGUAGUUCUCGCCGCGUUGUGCGAAAACCGACUAUUAGUAAAUAACUAUCUAAUCUAUUAAUUUGUACGAUACUCAGAUAUAUACACACACACAACAAGAUAAACAAAUCGUUAAACGUUUAUUCGAAAAAUACGCUCGUGGUAUAGAUUCUUUACAAUAUCAGGUUGUACGAAAUUAAAUGUGAUAUUUAUGUAACGAUAUUAUAGGCAGGUAGAGGCGAUAUAAUAAUAUUUCGAUUGCAUCGGACUCGGACCGCUGUUGUUAGGAUAAGAAGAAGAAGAAGAAGAAUAACCGAGAGUAAAUAGACGAGAUACACUCGUGUACGGGGGACACGAAACACGAUGCGCGUUUACCACUACCAUAGCAAUUGCAACAGCGGUACCAGCACGUCUAGCAGCAGCAUAAGCAGCACGGCGGUGGUCGCAUCGGACGCCUCCCGGACCGUCGUCGUUGUCGCUGCCGCCGCCGCCGACGACGCCGCCGCACGUUUGUCCGAAUCGCACUAACCCAAGAGUUAAAUGACCAUGCUGGACGACUAGGUAGUAAUCCUAUCGCAGUAUCAUGUCUUCGAAUGGGUCGGAUGCAAAGAAACGCAAACUGCUGAACAAUGAAGAAGCUAUUCUUGAGUCGAGUACUAAAAAAAUCAAGGUACAAGCACAGCGUAAAUUUGCCCAAAAUGCUGUGAUACCCACCAGCACUGCACAAAAACCUAUUCAGACUCCAGUAGUGCCUAAUAAUGUGACAAAACCACCAAUUAAGCGGCCAAAUACUGAAGACUUCCUUACCUUCCUUUGUUUUAGAGGUACAAGUUUAUUACCUCCACGACUAGAUUUCUUCAAUAAACCUCAACGCUCUCUAUCGGCACAAGAGAUUGCUGCUGGAAAAAAAAGAAGAAAAAGCACUCCUAUACUGCCAGUAACUAAUGCAAAUAAUCCAUAUAAUGUAAAUAGUGUAAAUAAUGAAUCAAUUGAACGAAAAAACAUUAGUCAGUUAUCACAGACCAAAUUUCCAUUAUCUAAACUAGGACAGAAAGUUAUGGGUCGAAAGUUGGUAAGAUCCAGUUCAAGAUAUACUGUUAGACAAGAAGCUCUCACAUUACGUCAAUUAGCUCUUCGUCAUGUUCCAAAAUUAAAAAAAUCCACCUCAAAAGUUAUUAAACCUUUAGUAAAAGAAAAUAAUAAAAAAAAAACUGAGAAAAAUGGAAAACAAGUAUCAUUAGACGGUAAGCAAAUACAAAAGUUGAAAGGCCGUAUAACUCGAUCAAAUUCUUUACCAAGUAUAUUUUGUCCUGCGGUUAAUCAACUUCGAGAUGAUAAAGGUAAAUGGUGUAAAGGGAGUUCUAGUAAACCUUCUUCAAAAGCAUCUGAUGACUCAAAAGAUGUUGAAGAAGAAAGACCAUCGAGAAAAAAGACUGCAUCAAACAAUUUAGAUCAUAGAAGUAAUAGUCUGGGUAACAUGAAACGAAAGACUAGUAUUGUUAAAUGUAAAGUGGCAAAUAAAAAUAACAGAAAAACUAGAAGUUUAGCGAGUAAAUCUAAGAGCAGCGACCGAGAUAAUUAUGUUGUUCCUGAUAAGAAGGUUGAUAAGACUUUGAAGACUGUAUCCAAGAGUAACAAAGCAAAUAGUUUAAUUGAAACAAAACCAACAGUAGACGUGAAAAGAAGAACAUCUUCAGUGGAUAAUAUGAAAACAACUCGUGAGAGUAAAGACAUAAUUAAUUCAACUCGUUCAAGGCCCCCUAGAAGAACUAAAGAAGCUGCUACUUUAUUUAUGGAAAUGUUACGAAAAGAUAUGCGGUGCCCUGAUGAGCAAGAAGAAGAUGAUACAUCAUCUGUUGAGAGUUUUCCUGAUCUUCCCAAUACACGAAUAAAUGAACAACGCGAACGUGAGUUGAAAGUGUUUUCCAAGCAAAACAAAAUGGAAAAACAUCAAGAAGAACAUAAAUUAUCUGAAAAAAGAGAUGAUAAACCAUUGUCUGAUAGUAAAAAGACAAAAUUAAUUGACAAGAAGAAAGUAGAAAAGUUGAAAAAAAAGUUUGAGGAGAAUAAUACUCUGGAAAAGAAAAAGACAAAAGAAGUUAUAGAGUCAAUUAACUUUACUGAAAACAGUGGAGCUGUGUCAUUUAAAAGGAAUCUGAGGCCUCGACGCUCUUCUACCAUGUUAGAUGAUUAUAUUAUGACUGAUUCGGAUGAGGACGAUAUAAAAUGUGAAUCCCUUGUUGAGGUGACAAAAUGCGAAGCUCCUAAAUCGUCGAAUAAAGUGACAAUUGUGGCAGGAAACUCAAAAUCUCAAAAGUGUAAGCUAAGUACUGACGAAUCUGUUAAAAAAAAUCUUAAAAUUAAUAAGACUGACUUAAAACCGAAAAAAGAUUUGAAUAAAGAUUCUGAAGUUAAAAAAAGUCUUUCUGAAACUAAGUCAAAAAGUAUUUUAUUAAAACGUGACAAAGAGCUAGAAAUCAAGAAUAAUAAAAAUGGUACCGUCGAUAAAAAAAAUGAAAAAUCGUCAAAAAAUAAGACUGAAAUUUUAGUAAUUACUAAAGAGCCAAAAACUACCGGCAGUGGUUCAAAAAAUGCCGGAAAAAAAGUGCCACUUCCUAAGCAGCAGUCAACAAAAAAUGAAAACGCUUUGAGCAAGAAAAAAUCCAAUUUAGAUCUGUACAAUAAUAAUGAUAAAAAAAAACGAUCUACAUCAUCGUCUUCGUCGUCUUCCAUGUUUAGCGGUAUUACUAGUCAAACGAAAGAAGAGCUUUUGGAACGUAUGGCCGAAAAUUUUGAUGCCAUAUCUACCGCUUGCGAGGGUGCCGAUAAAGCAAUGCUGUCAAACAUAGCGGAUAGCAUCAACAGUGCAACUAUGAAAAAAAAUGUACAAAGCAAUGCGAAGGAAAAACGUGUAGAUAGCGGUAUGGUAGAAAAAAAUAUGCAGAGUGGUAGUAUUGUCGCGGAAAAAAAAAUAGCCAACGAAGUGAAUUCAGUAAAGAACAAACAAGAGUUAGAAAAAGUUUCAAAAACGGAAAACUUAGUUGCAGUUCCAAAAGAAGAAAAUGUCCUCGUGACCACUGAUAAAGUAGAAAACGUGAUUAUGGUUGUCGACAAGGUAGAGAAAACGGAGUCUGUGGUAGUGCCAUUGAAUAAAGUAGAAAAAGUAGAAAAUAUGGUGUUCCAGACCAUAGCUAAAGACUUAUUCUUGGGGCAGCAAAAAGAGAUCAAGAUCACCAUACCCGAAUACUUCACCGGUAAAAACUUCCAGUUGGAUAACAGGUUUAAACAAGACGAUGGGCUUUCAGUGUUAUCUGAAAUUUGUAGCGCCCUGCCCAGAUUUAAUGAACCUUUUGUGUCUAGUAGUCAGUUGUUAAACAAGAUGCCAACAGCCAGUGACAGCAGUUUUGUGAAGUAUGUUCCGCCAACCAUCAGUGAAGACGAAAAGCCUCCGGUACCGACAUUGACGCCGCCGUCGUUUGAAAGCCGCACCGUCAAAAUCGUAAAUUUGGCGCGUGGCAGCAGCUCGUCCGGGACAAACGACAAAAAUGAUUUGGCUGCGUCUUGGAAACAAGCGUUCAAAAACGUCAAAUUGCCGAAAAAUGGAAUCGCCUCUGCCGCCGUUUCGGUCGGUAACAACUUGAUUGCUUGGACGAAAAAGAAACAAAACGACAAUCAAACCCCACCAUCAAAGACAUACGGUGAUGGUAUAGAUGAUGGCACAAAAGAAAUAGUUUCUAAUAGUAAUUUGAUGAAAAACACUCUUCAAUCGUCAUCACUGAUAAAUGGUACUACGGAAAAGAAAUCUGAACCUUCAUAUAAAUGCCAAAAGACUUGUUGCGGCGAAACAAAAACCAUGGAAAUUUUGGACAGCAAAAAGACGAUGUCAACAACAGCCACCAACAAUGCGUCCUAUCUGGCCAAAACGACCAUACUAAACAGUACGAAGUACGAUUUGAAAUUUGAAAAACGUUCAUCAUCGGCUACAAUAGCGACUACUGCAGCGCCCAUCAGCGUCGAAAAACAACAACAAAUCCGCAAAGACAUCGUAGGUGACGUUUCGUCUUCGGAUGAUCAGAGUCCGGAGAAGAAGAUAUUCCACCAGCGGCGGCUGUCUACCACCCAGUCGUGUAGCGGAAAUAGUUCCGACGCUUUUUCACCCGAUAACGAGACGAGUGUUUAUGCUUUCCAGCCCGAUUUGCCGGUUGCCAGCACUCCUUUUCGUCGGAACAAACCACAAUCGCCUGCCAAGUCCAGGACGGUUUCGCCCAACACGUCAAUCGCUGUGAGUAUUGAAAAUGAUUCUAUGGAAGAAAAAUCCCAUCAGUCCACCGUGUCAUCAACGACAACGGAUGUUGAUAGCGAGGAAGGACGGCUUUUUUACAUUCCAUUACCUGCCGGUGUUCGGGCACAGCCGAUGAUUCAAGGCGUCACUGUAAAGCUGGGGACGGAAGGACCACAGAAAAAAUUGGUGAUGAGCGCUAAGCUAGUAACCAAACCCCCUGCUUCUACGAUACCAGUCAGUUCCAUAUCGCCAAAACCUGAGCGGAAAAUCAAACCGCUGUGCACUACCAAAAUUACCAACAGCACUACCCCCGUUGGCACUGUGCAACCAACUACUAGAACUGUUCAGCCCCCUAAAUGUACCCCCUCGACUUCAAAACAAGCGUUACCAUUAUUGCCACAGCCGCAAAUCCCGGAAACGAAAGACGAUAAGAAACGGUUACAACAAAUCACUACAACUACUAAUUCUACUACUACUGCCAUUACUUCUGCUAAGGAAUCGAAAAAAUCGUCGUCCGUAUCCGCCACUAACAACAAGAAACAAAAAAAGACUGAAAAACAAGUUAACAAUAAGAGGAAGUCCAGCGAAAAAGUAGCUUUGAAGAAGAAAUCGUCUAAAGAAUAUUCCGACAUGUUAGAUGCGCCGACGUUUUAUCCAUCCGAAGAAGACUUUAAGGAUCCUUUAGAAUAUUUUGAAAUAAUCAAACCCGUUGCUCAAAAAUACGGCAUAUGCAGAGUCGUGCCGCCACCUAGUUUUAAGCCGGAAUGUAAAGUCAGCGACGACAUGCGUUUCACGGCAUACAACCAAUAUGUGCAUAAGAUGAUGAACCGUUGGGGCCCAAACGUCCGCGAAAUGAUAGCCAUGAAAAAGUAUCUGGAAACGCAGUCAAUAGUCUUGUCCAACCCUCCGCUAAUUGGUGGCAUGGAACUGGAUUUACCCAAGCUGUACCACACGGUACAGGAGCUUGGCGGACUUAAAGAAGUGAUCGAGCUGGAUAAGUGGUGUCGUGUUGCCGACUUGAUGAAGAUCCCGAAAAGUGCUCAAGACCGCGUCACUAAACUCGACGACAUUUACUGCAAAUAUCUAUUGCCUUACGACACACUCUCACACGAUGAGCGUCAAAAAUUGAUCGCAGAGGUGGAUAAAGAGUGGAAACAGAUUUGCAAAAAAGGCGAUACUGAUGAUGAGCUGUAUGAAGACGUCAACGAUUGUAUAGCAAAGGGUCGAAGUAUCGCAUUGAGCGCUUAUUACCGGGUUGCGCGCAACACUGUCGCCAUGUGGUUUAAAGAACAGCAGCAACAACAACCGUCAGGCAGCCACUCGUCGUCUACGUCAGCAGCUACGGCGGCGGUGGUCCGGGCUGAAGACGUUGAGUCGCUUUACUGGAAAAAUGUGCAGGAUAGGAAGAACCACAUUUGCGUGCUGUCCGGGUCAAUCGACUCUGGCGCAGAGGGCUACGGAUUCCCGACGACCAAGACAGCCACUUUCACCAAACACCCGUGGAAUCUCAAGGUUCUCACCAACAAUCCAGUGUCAGUGCUCAAGUCCCUGGGCCCAGUGAUGGGCAUGACUGUACCCACCAUACACAUGGGCAUGGUAUUUUCGGCAUGCUGUUGGUACAAGGACCCACAUGGACUACCAUGGAUUGAGUACCUGCAUACUGGUGCUGACAAAGUGUGGUAUGGUGUGCCAUCUGAUCAAAGUGACCGGUUUCGGGCAGCCAUGAAGCGCCUGCUACCGCGGGCUGUAGCAGAAGGCCAGAACCAUCACUCAUGGCUAGCUGCGGACAGUGGUAUGGUGCCACCUAGUCGUUUGCUGGAGCAUGGCGUCACCCUUACCCGAACAGUGCAAAAUCCGGGUCAGUUCCUCAUUGUCAUGCCGCGCGCUUACACGUGCAAUGUGUCCACUGGUUAUGUUAUAUCUGAGAGCGUGUACUUCACACAGCCUGGUUGGCUUGACGGUGCCGAGAAGAUUUUCCAGGACUUGCAGAAAAAUUGUGAACCAGCCGCCUUUUCGUUUGAAAAGCUUCUGAUAAACAUGUCCACAGAUUCACGUACACCUCAAAACAUACUAAAACAACUGCUAAAUAUGUUGAGCAACAUGAGAGAUUGUGAAGUGGCGCUUCGAAGUCAGCUGGUAGAGGAUUUAGGCCUAAAGGCUUCUGAACGCAUUCGGCCCACAACAUCCAAAUCAAACGAGAAUAACGAUGAUUAUGAGUGUGAUGUGUGUCAUUCAAUUCUUUACAUAUCAAUGGUGAACAAUUCACACGAAGACUGUGACUAUUGUCUGAGACAUGGCAUUGAGAUUUUAUCGAAAAAACACAACCAACUCAAGUAUUGCAAGUUUCUAUAUACCUUUGACGAGACUGAUUUGGAUAUGAUAUUAGUGAAACUUCGCGAAAGGAUUGAUUCAAAAAAAAAGAAGACAUCUACUAAAAGUUGAUGAUGCAGUUGGACUAUACUUAUGUAUAUUUGAAAUAACAAGCAAACUAAAAAAAAAAUACAAACAAUUGAAUAAAACUAAAAUAUCUCAUAGCUCUUUUUCUAAUGACAUUUUAUCAAAUUAUGUCACCGUUGAGUGUGUUCGAUCAUAUUAUUAUACUCUUCCUAGAGAGUAAAUUUCAAGACUUAAUUUUUAUUUUUUUAUUUUCUCAUAUGUUCCAACAUUUUGUGAUUUAAUUUUUUUUAUUAUUAUUAUUUAUUAUUACAAUAUUAUUUUAAUUUUUUACAUUUGUACAAAAAUUGUGUUCAUGUGGUCUCAGAAAUUUGUUAAUUAUCAGUUUAGCAAAUUUUUGUACUUAAUAGAUUUAAUAAUAGUAUUUUAUCAAACUUAUGUGUUGUGUGCUCGAAUAGUUUUAUUUGUGUACAAUUGUGUUGUAAAAGAAAUGUUGACUGGUUACUCUUAAAAAUCAAUUAUGUCUGAAGAGUCUAGUAAAAAACAAAAACAAAAUAAUAAUAAAUGCAAUUAGUAUUAUUGAAAAUUAAA
Messenger RNA from Rhopalosiphum padi (bird cherry-oat aphid), 7399 nucleotides. RefSeq lists its product as uncharacterized. The record is from RefSeq and is a predicted model, not a curated record. Lineage: Eukaryota; Metazoa; Arthropoda; Insecta; Hemiptera; Aphididae. Gene Ontology annotation, molecular function: DNA binding; histone demethylase activity. The transcript is spliced from 20 exons. The coding region runs from base 716 to 6856 and encodes 2046 amino acids. Gene Ontology annotation, biological process: chromatin remodeling. Gene Ontology annotation, cellular component: nucleus.